Jaculus jaculus (lesser Egyptian jerboa) is the source of this 1451-nucleotide messenger RNA. RefSeq names its product nyctalopin (gene Nyx). Gene Ontology annotation, molecular function: protein binding. Bases 1 to 1443 code for a protein of 480 amino acids. The transcript is spliced from 2 exons. Gene Ontology annotation, cellular component: plasma membrane. The record is from RefSeq and is a predicted model, not a curated record. Lineage: Eukaryota; Metazoa; Chordata; Mammalia; Rodentia; Dipodidae.
AUGGAGGGACCAAGGGCGCUGUGGGGUACCUCGGGGGAGCAGGUCCAGGCAAGCCCCCAGGACGUGGUGGUCCUCGGUCUUCCCAGAACCUGGGCCACCGAGGCCUGCUUGCGUGCCUGCCCCACCGCCUGCACCUGCAGCAGCGUGGAGCGUGGCUGCUCAGUGCGCUGCGACCGUGCAGGCCUCCAGCGGGUGCCCACCGAGUUUCCCUGCAAGGCAGCCUCCAUUGACCUGGACCGGAACGGCCUACGCAUCCUAGGCGAGCGGGCCUUUGGUACAUUGCCAUCAUUACGUCGCCUGUCGCUGCGUCACAAUAACCUGUCCUUCAUCACACCCGGCGCCUUUAAGGGCUUGCCCCGUUUGGCAGAGCUGCGCCUGGCACACAAUGGUGAACUACGCUACCUGCACGCACGCACUUUCGCAGCCCUGGGCCGCUUGCGCCGCCUGGACCUGGCUUCCUGUCGCUUGUUCAGCGUGCCAGAACGCCUCUUGGCUGAGCUGCCGGCCCUGCGCGAGUUCGCUGCCUUCGACAACCUGUUCCGUCACGUGCCCGCUGCGCUGCGUGGCUUGGAGAACCUGACGCAUGUGCACUUGGAGCGCAGUCGCAUCGAGGCGGUGGCCUCUAACUCGUUGCAGGGCCUACGGCGCCUGCGUGCUCUCAGCUUGCAGGCUAACCGUGUCCGUGCCGUGCAUGCUGGUGCUUUCUAUGACUGCGGCGCCCUGGAGCACCUGCUUCUCAACGACAACCUGCUGGCGGCGCUUCCGGCUGACGCUUUCCGUGGCCUGCACCUCCUGCGCACACUCAACCUGGGCGGCAACGCGCUUGGCCAAGUGGCAAGAGCUUGGUUUGCCGACUUGGGCGAGCUCGAGCUGCUCUACCUGGACCGCAACAGUAUCACCUUCGUGGAGGAGGGCGCCUUCCAGAACCUUUCAGGCCUCCUGGCUCUGCACCUCAACGGCAACCAUCUCACUGUACUCUCCUGGGCUGCUUUCCAGCCAGGUUUCUUCCUGGGCCACCUUUUCCUCUUUCGUAAUCCUUGGCACUGCGACUGCCACCUCGAAUGGCUGCGGGACUGGAUCGAGGGCUCUGGUCGUCUCACUGAUGUGCCAUGCUCCUCUCCGGGCUCCGUGGCUGGUCUGGACCUCAGUCAGGUGGUCUUUGAGCGCUCCUCCAGUGGUCUGUGUGUGGACCCCGAGGAGCUGAACCUUACUGUGUCUAGUCCAGGUCUGAGCCCAGAGCCGGUGGCCACCACCAUGAGCAGAUUCAGCAGCCUCCUCUCCAAGCUGCUGGCUCCCAGGGUCCCAGUGGAGGAGGAGGCUAACUCCACCCUGGUGCUGUCCAACACCUCACUGUCUGACAACAUUCCCUCCUGUGGAAUGUGGGUUUUGGGCCACAAGGGCACAAUUCUCUUCAUCUCUUGUUUCCUGCUGAGCAUGGCUUAGUAUAUGGC